Messenger RNA from Lates calcarifer (barramundi perch), 5827 nucleotides. Its product is annotated as short transient receptor potential channel 4. The record is from RefSeq and is a predicted model, not a curated record. The transcript is spliced from 11 exons. The coding region runs from base 548 to 3301 and encodes 917 amino acids. Gene Ontology annotation, cellular component: membrane; cation channel complex. Lineage: Eukaryota; Metazoa; Chordata; Actinopteri; Centropomidae. Gene Ontology annotation, biological process: regulation of cytosolic calcium ion concentration; manganese ion transport; calcium ion transmembrane transport. Gene Ontology annotation, molecular function: inositol 1,4,5 trisphosphate binding; store-operated calcium channel activity; protein binding.
AUAGAUGAAUAUAUGUCCAACUUAAAAAAAUCCCCUUUAAAACUUCAACAUGCAUUGAAAAAGCAUUUACCGUCGUGUUUUGUCAGCAAAACAGCAAUACUGAUAAGGUGUAAUGGUUUUCCUUUUGCGUGACAUAAACAGUGGGCAACUGGUUUCCUUCAUGGGAAACUACCACAGCAUUUGCGGCUGUGGACCGGGGCACAGCUGUCAUGUUGCAUGGGUAAAGGGGCGCGGUGGUGGCUGAAGAAGCGUUCAUUGUUAGAGUUUUGAGCGCGUAGUUUGUCCAUGCGAGAGGAUACAUUCUCCAUUUGUCCCUACGCGUAUAUUUUACAGAGAAAUGUCCAGGUCAACACUAUGUCUUUAAAAUGCCCCCACAGACCAGAGAGUGAAAGGGGUGGGCAGAGGAUCGCAUGCCAUAGAUGAGGAUCCAAUCGCGCAACUUUCCUUCCUGACAGCCGCAGUUUCUUGCUCUCCUUCGACUGGUUCAUAAGUAAAUCACAACUGGAAAGCAACAGGAGGACGUUGGCACUGAGAUACUGUAGCAGCAAUGUCACAGCUAUAUUAUCGGAAAACGGACAACUCCUCAUACAGGGACCGCAUCCCUCUGCGGAUUGUGCGGGCUGAAUCUGAGCUCUCUGCCCUGGAGAGGGCCUACCUGGGGGCUGUCGAGAAGGGGGACUAUGCCAGUGUGAAACAAGCCCUGGAGGAGGCUGAGAUCUAUUUCAGAAUCAACAUCAACUGCAUUGACCCCCUGGGACGCACCGCCCUACUCAUUGCCAUUGAAAAUGAGAACCUGGAGAUCAUUGAGCUGCUGCUCAGUUUUAAUGUGUACGUGGGUGAUGCCCUGCUUCAUGCCAUCCGUAAAGAAGUGGUGGGGGCUGUGGAGCUGCUGCUCAACCACAAGAAGCCACGUGGGGAAAAACAGGUUCCACCAAUUCUGUUAGACAAACAGUUUUCAGACUUCACCCCAGACAUCACUCCGAUCAUCCUCGCAGCCCAUACCAACAACUAUGAGAUCAUCAAACUGCUUGUGCAGCGAGGUGUUUCCAUACCUCAACCACAUGCUGUGCGUUGCAACUGCAUGGAGUGCGUGUCCAGUUCAGACGUGGAUGGCCUGCGUCACUCUCGCUCUCGUCUCAACAUCUACAAGGCCCUUUCCAGCCCGUCUCUCAUCGCCCUCUCCAGCGAGGAUCCUUUCCUCACGGCUUUUCAGCUCAGCUGGGAGCUGAAGGAACUCAGUACAGUGGAGAACGAGUUCAAGUCAGAGUACGAGGAGCUGUCUCAUAUGUGUAAGCAAUUUGCAAAAGACCUCCUGGACCAGACCAGAAGCUCUAGAGAGUUGGAAAUAAUCCUCAACUACCGUGACGACAUCAAUCCUCUGCUGGAUGAGAACUCAAAUGACCUGGCACGACUGAAGCUUGCUAUCAAAUAUUGCCAGAAAGAGUUUGUUGCUCAGCCCAACUGUCAGCAGCUGCUGGCGUCUCGGUGGUAUGAUGAGUUCCCAGGCUGGAGGAGGCGUCACUGGGCAGCAAAGCUCGUCACAUGUUUCUUGAUUGGCCUCCUCUUUCCACUGUUAUCCAUCUUCUACCUGAUCUCUCCAAAGAGCCGCUAUGGGUUAUUCAUCCGUAAGCCUUUCAUCAAGUUCAUUUGUCACACUGCUUCCUACCUGACCUUCCUCUUCCUGCUCUUCUUGGCCUCACAGCACAUAGCUGCCGCAGAGCGGGACUUUCAGGGCCCGCCACCCACCACAGUGGAAUGGAUUAUCCUACCUUGGGUGCUUGGUUUUAUAUGGACUGAGAUCAAACAGAUGUGGGAUAGUGGUUUCCAGGAGUACAUAGAUGACUGGUGGAACUUAAUGGACUUCAUAAUGAACUCCUUGUAUCUUGCAACCAUUGCUCUGAAGUUUGUUGCCCAUGUUAAGUACAGUGGGUGCAAACCCAGAGACAGCUGGGAUAUGUGGCACCCGACUUUGGUGGCAGAGGCAUUGUUUGCUAUUGCCAACAUCUUUAGCUCCUUACGCCUCAUCUGCCUGUUCACUGCCAACUCUCAUCUUGGGCCCUUACAGAUUUCACUGGGUCGCAUGCUCCUGGACAUCCUCAAGUUCCUCUUCAUCUACUGUCUUGUGCUUUUAGCCUUUGCCAAUGGCCUCAACCAGCUGUACUUUUAUUAUGUAACACGCGAGAAAGAUUGCCAGGGUAUUCGGUGUAAUGUGCAAAACAACGCCUUCACAACGCUGUUCGAGACACUACAGUCAUUAUUUUGGUCUGUAUUUGGCCUGAUUUCCCUCUAUGUUACCAAUGUGAAACCAGACCAUCAAUUCACUGAAUUUGUGGGCACAACAAUGUUUGGCACAUACAAUGUGAUCUCCUUGGUAGUGCUUCUGAACAUGCUAAUUGCAAUGAUGAACAACUCCUACCAGCACAUAGCUGAUCAUGCAGAUAUAGAGUGGAAAUUUGCAAGAACAAAAUUAUGGAUGAGCUAUUUUGAAGAAGGGGGGACUUUGCCAUCUCCAUUUAAUAUAAUACCCAGUCCAAAAUCAGUGUAUUAUCUAAUUGGAUGGAUAAAGACUUAUUUGUUUAGGAGACCUAGCAUAAAAAGGCUUGAUACCUUUGAAACAUUGGGGAGACGUGCAGCUGAAAAUGUAAGAUUAAACCAUGAGUAUCAGGAGGUUUUGAGGAACCUUGUGAAGCGCUAUGUGGCCGCAAUGAUCAGAGAUGCCAAGACAGCAGAAGGGUUGACAGAGGAGAAUUUCAAGGAGCUGAAGCAGGAUAUCUCGAGCUUCCGCUAUGAAGUCCUGGGAAUGAUGAAGGGUAAAUCUCAUGGUAGGGCAAGUAAAGUUGCAGGCUCCACCUUGGCAUACCCUGGAAACCCAUUCAAAUACUCUCCCAAACUCCUUACUGAUGAGCCUGAACAGAAGCUCGACGUGUUUGAUGUGAUCACUACCACCUUACAUAGUGGAGCUGCCAACACCACCCGCUCUGUUUGCUCUGAUAGGCUAGCCAAUGGUUCAGUUGUUCCAUCCAGUACAGGACAGAUUCAAAACGAGCUACCCAGGGAUGUCUCAGAUGCUGGUUCCCUCCAGAGACAGAGCAGACUCCCCUCUCAGAGAUGUGAUGAAAUAUUUUCAUUGUCAGAGGAAGACUCAUUGGGAUCCAGUGGACAAAACCAAGAACAACUUCAGACUGAGAAAUUAAUUGUGGACGUCUUACAAAAAGUAGAGAAUAGUUUAAUGGAGAAUGAACAUUCUUGCAAAGAGCACAUUAAAGAAGUGAAAAAUGGGCCAAAAAAAUACAAAAAUUAAUCUUUGUCCACAAUUGAGGGACACCAACCAUGUCAGAGCAACAUUUUUGGGUUUUAUUUUUAAACUUCCUCUACCAGUUUUCAAAUAUGUUUUUGAAAUAAACUAGUUCUCUCAAGAUAAACAGUACUGUAUACUGUAUUGUAUACUCAGUUUAAAUCUUGCAUCCUUAUACAAUGUUACAAUAAUGUUAUGUCAUUUCACAUUAUGUUAUAAAUACAAAAUACACAUUAAUGAGUGAGGACUGACUAAGUGAGUGCUGACUUGAUGCUCAGGGAAUAGUGACAUAGGUCAGUAAUUCAUGUUUCACCUUGAGCAAUUACUUCCAAAGAGCCAAAACACCCUGUUGCCUAACCUCUACUUUACCACGUUGAAAUGUUCUCUUAAUGUGAUAUGCAAAAAUACUGUAUCUUUAAUCUCUGUCUAUAGAAAAACUAUUACUCCUCAUAUGCUGACAGUAUCCAGUUCUUUCUGCUAAAAUUAUACAGGAAGAAAUAAUCAAGAAAAUUAAUACAGAGUAAAAACAAGUUUAUUUGUAUUUAAUGCAUGACCUGAUUUAAUAUGUCAUUUGGAUACAUUAUCCAGUUGAUUAACAAGCAAUGUAGCACCUUGCCAAUUCAAAGAUUAAGAACAGUUUCAGUUGUAGAUCUUUUACUCCACAGUUACCUCCCUUUUUUAGAGUGACUGGGAAACUAUCACUCCUAAUUUUGUUGUUGGAGCAGAAGAGACACCCAGUGUAUGAGAUUUGUCACAGGAUUUGUUCCUCAAACUCCUCAAGUGUUAUCUUAAAAGCAUAGGAGCCCACUGGCAAUGUGCUGCUAUUGUGACAUGUUUGACUAUGAUCAAAUAAAAGUGAAUGCUAAUUUAAAAAGUGUUUAUAACUUUUGUGGGUCUCAUGGCUCUCCCUUUAGUUUGCUGUACUCUUCUCAUUUAUUUAUGUAUCUACAUAUUUUCAUUUCUCUCAUUUCAUAAUGAAGCAUGAUGACACUAGAAACUACCAUCAAGGCAGAGAGUUGGUGGGACAAAGUACAUGGGGAGACUUUUGCAGGCAUUCGCCUUUCUUUUUGCUGCUGAAAUUUUCUCUCUCAUCGUGUUUACUGGGGAAAAGAUUUUGGUAAAUAGUUUAUUACCCUCUCUCUCGAUGUUGAUACUGUGAUCCUGUGUGCAUUAGAUGUACAGUUUACAUUGACAUCCUCCCCCUGAGCGAUCUGACUGAAGAGAAGCAUAACUUUGCUCUCUUACACUCCCUUAUUCUGCAGUUCACUUUUCUGCAGUUUAGUCAUAUCCUGUCUGUCCAGGCAGGUGUAAAGUGGCUCUGCCUUUGGUAUUAACUGUAAAUUGAUUGUUUCAUCUUCCAAUAAACAGCAGUUUUUCAUACAGCUUUCCACAGCAAUCUUUUUCAGAAUUGGACAUAAUUACUUGCAAUUUCGAUGCAGUGAAAGAAUCUAAAUACAAUUAGUUCCUAAGCUAAACUGCCUGAAGUAUACCAAUUAAUUGAUUAGUUACCCUUUGACCAGUUACAACAUUAAAAUGCUAUUUAUCUGUUUAAACAUCACAAAUAAUGAUCCAAUAUUAGAACACCCUACAUUUUUGUACAUUUUGCUGCUAUGGUUUGCCACUGUUACAAUUUAAUACUUACCACUGGCAUUUCCAGCUCUGUCUAAUGACUUGGUGAUUCUAUAGUUAUAGGGAAAAUGAGCUUGUGUUGUAGGUUUUCCUACUUAUCGGGCAUCAAGCACCCUCUAGUGAUGUGCAAGCAUAUAAAAGACUAGUGUAGAGUUGUGAACUAAAUAACAACACGCAAAGAAUGGCAUCACUAUACAGACUGUGCACCCAACUGUGCUUCUUAUACUUUCAAAGACUGGGUUUGACUUAAUUUAUUUGAGGUACAGUAUUACUGUAUUAUUACUGUUGGCUUUUAUUGUUUUGUUUUAUUGUUUUAUCUAACUGACUUUUAUUGUUUUUAUUUGUUUUGUUUUAUGUUUGUGUAAAGCACUUUGGUUAACUCUGUUGUUUUUAAAGUGCUUUAUAAAUAAAGCUGAGUUGAGUUGAGUACUACUGCUAUAAACACAUCAUUAACAAUAGUAGCAAUUUGUUAAUCAGAUUUAUUAUGUAAUUGAAGUUAAAUUACUUAUAUGCACAGAUACUCAACUUCACACCUUCAUAGCUUGAUGCUGCACACAACCUGGGGUCCCGGACAAAGUCUUCAGGUUCCUCUUACCCUAGCAGCCAAGAACAAAUCACACAGUCCUUAGAAAGCAAAUCAAUAGACUCAAUAGCUCACUCAAUCAUGAUUGCUGAUGCAUUUUUACCUUCAUUUCAACUUAAAAGGAGCUUACUUGCAAGAUACAAAGAGAGGAAACUUGUUUGUGACACAUGAAGUGUUUGUGACUGUGUGUGAAAGUGACUGAUUCAAACAAAGACUGUUCUGAUUCAAAGUGUAAAUAUCACACUGCAUUUAUUUAUCACUGUAGUGAGUUCAUCCAUGCCAUUAUUUCUCCAUGCAAGCAAGUACAGAGUCUUUACUCU